CAAAACAUACUAACGUGGAUGUGAAACCACCCAACACAUCUCCUAUAAUUUCUGUCACUCCACUCCAUACACCCCAACCCGAACUAACUAUUCUUCUUCUUCUCCUCUCUUUCAUUUUCUUGAAUUAUUGUAUUAUAUACGAUAAUUAUAAUAUAAAUUAUAAUAAUAGCAAAAAAUGACACAUUUCAUUGCUGCCACGUCAUCUUUAUCCCCUUCAGCUGUCUUCCCUCCUUUCAAUCGUAGAGUUGCUCAUUUGGGUAAACUGUUUCAUUGUUGUUAUUCGGCUAAGUUUCGCUGUUCUAGUUCGUUGUUUUAUGGGAGUAUUUCAAGGAGUAGAGAAUUACGUAUUGUUAGUUCUGCGCUGGACGGGAAGAAUGCGGGCAGCACGGACGUUUUUCAAGAGGAGCCUGCAAAACCUUAUUUUUCUUGGCCCGAUAGAAAGAGGCCAAGGGUGUGCAUACUUGGAGGUGGAUUCGGAGGACUAUACACCGCUUUAAGAUUGGAUUCACUAACAUGGCCUGAUGAUAAGAAACCUCAGGUAAUCCUUGUUGAUCAAUCAGAACGCUUCGUCUUUAAGCCCAUGUUAUAUGAACUUCUAUCUGGAGAAGUAGAUGCGUGGGAAAUUGCGCCACGAUUUUCAGAUUUGCUUGUAAACACUGGCGUGCGAUUUCUGAAAGAUAGGGUGAAACUCCUUAGUCCAUGUGAUCAUGCGGGAGUGAAUGGGCCUAAUGUAUCCGGCUGUGGAGGAACUGUUCAACUUGAAAGUGGGCUUACUAUUGAAUAUGAUUGGUUGGUGCUUUCCUUGGGAGCUGAACCCAAGCUUGAUAUUAUACCGGGGGCUGUUGAAUUUGCUCUACCGUUCUCGACCCUGGAUGAUGCUCUUAAAGUAAAUGAGAAGUUAACAAAGUUGGAGCGCAAAAAUUUUGGUAAGGCAAAUCCGAUUCGUGUUGUUGUGGUAGGACUUGGUUACUCUGGAGUUGAACUGGCUGCUACAGUAUCAGAAAGAUUAGAGGGUAAGGGAGUUGUUCAAGCAAUCAGUGUUGACUCUUCAAUCUUAGCAACUGCUCCUCCUGGAAACAAAGAAGCCGCUUUAAAGGUUCUCAACUCGAGGAACGUUCAACUUCUGCUAGGGUAUUUUGUGCGUCGUAUAGGAAAAGCAAGUGAUUUUAAUCUUGAGGAAUCAGAUAUUACAGCAAAUGGCAAUGAUCCUGAAAAGUUAGUCCUGGAAGUGCAGCCUACUGAGAAGGGGGCUAACACUCGUCUUCUGGAAGCCGAUUUGGUUCUGUGGACUGUUGGAAAUAAACCUUUACUUCCACAACUGGAACCAAGUGGCUGGCCUUUUGAGCUUCCUGUUACAGGUAGAGGACAAGCAGAGACAGAUGAAACUCUUCAAGUCAAGGGUCACCCACGCAUAUUUGCUGUUGGCGAUUCUUCUGCUUUAAGAGAUUCAAAAGGAAAAGUGCUUCCAGCCACCGCACAGGUAGCGUUUCAGCAGGCAGAUUUUGCUGGUUGGAACAUUUGGGCUGCCAUCAACAACCGUCCACUGUUGCCAUUUAGAUUUCAGAAUUUAGGUGAGAUGAUGGUCCUGGGGAGAAAUGAUGCUGCCAUUACACCAAGUUUCAUUGAGGGACUGACGUUGGAGGGCCCUAUCGGUCAUGCUGCUAGAAAGAUAGCCUACUUGAUCAGGUUACCAACUGAUGAGCAUCGUGUUAAAGUUGGGAUAAGCUGGCUUGCAAAAUCCGCGGUAGAUUCCAUUGCAACGGUGCAAAGUAACAUCACCAAAGUUCUUUCAGAUUCUUAAAUGGAAGCUCAAGACUAAAAGUCCUUUUUAUUAGGUUCUUGAUCAUUUUUAUACUGAAAUGAAGUUUGAGCAUCUGUUCAUAGAAUCACAGCAUAUAUAUACCCCAUUUAACACAUGAUCUUUAAGUAAAUCAAGGUAAUGGCAUCCUUUGUCUCAUCACAUCAGGAUAAUAACACAGUUCUGGUUCUUUUGGCUCUAAAA
Messenger RNA from Erigeron canadensis, 2002 nucleotides. RefSeq names its product alternative NAD(P)H-ubiquinone oxidoreductase C1, chloroplastic/mitochondrial. Bases 176 to 1801 code for a protein of 541 amino acids. Gene Ontology annotation, biological process: aerobic electron transport chain; phylloquinone biosynthetic process. The record is from RefSeq and is a predicted model, not a curated record. Gene Ontology annotation, cellular component: chloroplast. Lineage: Eukaryota; Viridiplantae; Streptophyta; Magnoliopsida; Asterales; Asteraceae. Gene Ontology annotation, molecular function: NAD(P)H dehydrogenase (quinone) activity. The transcript is spliced from 11 exons.